Molecule: messenger RNA, 1182 nt
Organism: Seminavis robusta
Lineage: Eukaryota; Bacillariophyta; Bacillariophyceae; Naviculales; Naviculaceae
Source: the annotation of a GenBank genome assembly
AUGACAGCGACAACGACUACUUGUCCAGUAGUAGAUUUGACAGUCUUGGACGACGGCGACUCCUUCCAAGACGCCUUGGUGCGUCUGGAGAGUCCUUGUCGGGUGGUGGGCGAUUUGGUGUUUUUUUGGUUUCGUCAGCAACCGGCCGUCAAGUUUUACGGAUCUCUCGAUGGGUAUCGGUACAACCACUCGCCCUUUGUGGAUGGCCAAACGACCAGUUCUGCCGUGGUGAUAUCGGGAGUGAUUCGAUCCAGGAGCAAUCGGACCGUGAAUUUGACGUCGGUGGUGCUACAGCAUAGUAGUAGUAGUAGUGCUGUGGAUGCCACCGCUACGACAGCUACCCCCUCUUCCUACCGCCGGCGGUAUCAUCGUCCCAUUGCCGAGAAUGCUCCACGAGAUCAAGUGUUGAAAGAUCCUCGCUUACUGCGGCAUAUUCUGGAGAAUCAUGUCCCUUUGGAAGAUAUGCAAACUUGCAUUUUUCCAGUCCAUCCUCUGUGGGAGUGUGUGGGAAGAUCCUUAUUGGUACAGUCAAAAUUUCAAACCAUUGGCGAAUAUAAUAAUACCCAUACCGGCACCAUGACGACGAUACUGGACAUUCAAUCCAUUCUACAGCAAAUCUUUCGAGGCGCCGCACGAGAGGAACAGCCACAACGUCACAAUAACAACAACAACAAUCCAUUUCGACGAACUCGAACCAGUGUUUUUCCAAACAGCAACCAGGCCGACUAUGAACAACUGUUACAGGCGGCGGCUCAUGUCUGUGCUGUAGCACUGCGGCGGGGUGGUGCUCGAUUCUUGACGCCGGAUACCUAUGUCCAAACAUCUGCCCUGGAGAUACUCCAUCGGUGUCUGCUUCAUUCACCCAACAACAACAACACCAACGAAACCGUGACCCAAUUUGCACUGACACCCACGGCCAGUAUGGGCGAAUUGGCAUUUCUACGAGCCGCCUGUAUUCAAUUGUCGCAGUUACAGUUACAGACCCAACGAGACCAUAUCCAAAAAAUGGCGCAAGCACUGCUCUCCAAUCACGGCACGAUGGUGCCCCACAGCAAGGAACAAUUGUUGAGUUGGACCAAGCCACUGGCAAGUGACAAUUUACUCUGUGAACCCCUCAAACAAGCCGGUGAAGAAUUGUUUGGAGUGGGGUGGUUCUGGGAUCCCUUGCCAGCAGCUAGUUAG